AUGGUCCUGGACGCCGUCAUCUGGUCGCUGCCCCACUUUGUCGUUUGGACGCUCCAACUGCGACGAGCCCACAAGAUUGCAAUCACCAUCAUUUUUGGACUCGGGGUAUUCAACGUCAUCAUAGCCGCCUUCCGUAUCACUUCGUCCACCUGGGUGGAUUUCCGCGGCGAUUUCACCUACGACGCUGCACCAUCUAUGAUAUGGUGUUUCGCGCAGGCCAGCACUGCUAUCAUACUCGCCUGCUGUCCGCUGCUGAGGCCCGUCUUCGAGAAAUUGAUCCCGGCGAGGCUCACCCGCGUCUCCAGCUCCAGCUCGAAGAACGGGCAGGCGUCUAUGCGUCUACCAAAGAGCAUCCGCAUGACGAGACAAAUCGAGGUCCAUGACGAUUCGGCCCAGCGGCACGAAACCGGUUGCUUCCACGAUGGACAGAUGGAGCCUUGGGGGCCGACUUUCGAAGUCCAGCCUAGGCGGAGGGCUUCGCGCUUGAGUAUCCCAUGCGUCUGA
Molecule: messenger RNA, 504 nt
Organism: Trematosphaeria pertusa
Lineage: Eukaryota; Fungi; Ascomycota; Dothideomycetes; Pleosporales; Trematosphaeriaceae
Exons: 2
Coding region: 1-504 (167 amino acids)
Source: RefSeq, a predicted model, not a curated record